AUGGAUUACCUGAUUGGGAUUGUACUUUUGCUAUGUGGGGUAACAUUGCCAGGGAGAGUGGCCCCCCAGCAGCCGAAGAGGAACGUGCCCAGACUAAAGCUCUCCUACAAGGAAAUGCUGGAUUCCAGCAACCUGGUCACUUUUACUGGGCUGGCUAACAGCUCCAGUUACGAUACUUUCCUAAUGGACGAGGAGAGAGGCCAGCUGCUAGUGGGAGCAGAGGACCAUGUCUUCUCUUUUGACUUAGUCAACAUCAACCGAGACAUCAGACAGAUUGCAUGGGCAGCCACACCCUCCAAACGGGACGAGUGUCAGUGGGCUGGAAAAGACUUUGGGAAAGAGUGCUCGAAUUUUGUGCGUGUGCUGCAGCCCUACAACCACACCCACCUGUAUGUAUGUGGCACUGGGGCUUUCCACCCGAUCUGUGCCUACCUGGAGAUGGGCAAACGUGCUGAGGACAACGUGUUUAGACUUGACACCAACCACUUUGAAAAUGGUCGGGGGAAAAGUCCCUAUGACCCAAAGAUGCUCUCAGCUGCUCUUCUGAUUGAUGGGGAGCUGUACUCAGGAACAUCUGCGGAUUUCAUGGGACGAGACUUCGCCAUUUUCAGAACCCUUGGGCCGCACCACCCAAUCAGAACUGAGCAGCAUGACUCAAGAUGGUUAAACGACCCUAGGUUUGUUGGUAUUCACCUAAUCCCAGAGAGUGAUAACCCAGAGGACGACAAAGUCUUCCUUUUCUUUAGAGAGAACGCAAUGGACGGAGAGCAUACAGGGAAGGCGACCAUCUCUAGAAUAGGACAACUGUGUAAGAAUGAUCUGGGCGGGCACAGGAGUCUGGUGAACAAAUGGACGACCUUUUUGAAAGCCAAGCUCAUCUGCUCUGUGCCAGGCAUCAACGGCAUAGACACUCACUUUGAUGAACUGCAGGACGUGUUUUUGAUGAGUGCCAAGGACCCAAAAAACCCAGUGAUCUAUGGCAUUUUUACCACCUCCAGUAACAUAUUCCGGGGCUCAGCCAUAUGUAUGUACAGCAUGGCAGAUAUCAGGCGGGUGUUUCUUGGGCCCUUUGCCCACAGAGAUGGACCCAACUACCAGUGGGUUCCCUUUCAGGGCAGAGUACCCUACCCCCGACCUGGCACGUGCCCCAGUAAAACCUUUGGUGGUUUCGACUCAACCAAGGACCUUCCAGAUGAUGUGAUAAUGUUCGCCCGCCUGCACCCGGCCAUGUAUAACCCGGUGCAGCCGGUGGGCGGGCGGCCCAUUGUGGUUCGCACUGACGUGGAGUACCAGUUCACCCAGCUGGUGGUGGAUCGGGUGGAGGCAGAGGAUGGACAGUACGAUGUCAUGUUCAUCGGAACAGAUGUAGGCACCGUCUUGAAGGUGGUCACCAUUCCCAGAGAGAGCUGGCAUGAUCUGGAGGAGGUUGUACUGGAGGAAAUGACCGUGUUCAGGGAACCAACUCCAAUAACAGCAAUGGAGCUUUCCACCAAGCAACAACAGUUGUACCUGGGCUCAGCAAUGGGUAUUUCCCAGAUGCCUUUGCACCGCUGUGAGGUGUAUGGGAAGGCGUGUGCAGAAUGCUGUCUGGCCAGGGAUCCGUACUGUGCCUGGGAUGGAACCAAGUGCUCCAGAUACUUCCCCACCGCCAAGAGGAGAACGAGACGGCAAGACAUCCGAAAUGGAGAUCCCCUGUCCCAGUGUUCUGAUCUACAUCACAACGAUGAUCUGGAGGGCCAUGGCAGUGUAGAGGAAAAGAGUGUGUAUGGCGUGGAAAACAGCAGCAUGUUCCUGGAGUGCAGCCCAAAAUCUCAAAGGGCUCUUAUCUACUGGCAGCUACAGAGAUUCAACGAGGAACGCAAACAAGAGAUUAAGGCAGGAGACAGGAUAGGUCGUAUGGAGCAGGGUUUGCUGAUCCGUAGCCUGAAUCAGGCAGACACGGGAAUCUACCACUGCCACGCUGUGGAACACGGUUUCAUCCAGCCCCUCCUGCGUGUCUCCCUGCAGGUCAUCCCCUCACAGACACUGGCUGAACUACUCCUCCACACUGGGGAUGAACGGGAGGGCCCCGUGGGUGCCAGCGGAGGUCCGGCCUCCGGGCACAAGGUCUGGUACCGGGACUUCCUGAGUCUGCUGGACAGCCCAGACCUGAACAGUGUGGAUGAGUUCUGUGAGCGCAUCUGGAGGAGGGAACGGAAGCAACAACGUUCCAGAGGCACAGCCAAGUGGAGACACCUCCAGGAGAACAAGAGAGGCCGAAACCGGCGGACACAUGAGCAGCAGAGACCCCCGCGCAGUGUCUGA
Molecule: messenger RNA, 2304 nt
Organism: Chanos chanos (milkfish)
Lineage: Eukaryota; Metazoa; Chordata; Actinopteri; Gonorynchiformes; Chanidae
Gene: sema3aa
Product: sema domain, immunoglobulin domain (Ig), short basic domain, secreted, (semaphorin) 3Aa
Exons: 19
Coding region: 1-2304 (767 amino acids)
Biological process (GO): neural crest cell migration; semaphorin-plexin signaling pathway; positive regulation of cell migration
Cellular component (GO): glutamatergic synapse; plasma membrane; axon
Molecular function (GO): semaphorin receptor binding; chemorepellent activity; neuropilin binding
Source: RefSeq, a predicted model, not a curated record